Molecule: messenger RNA, 2170 nt
Organism: Prunus avium (sweet cherry)
Lineage: Eukaryota; Viridiplantae; Streptophyta; Magnoliopsida; Rosales; Rosaceae
Product: E3 ubiquitin-protein ligase RGLG2
Biological process (GO): protein K63-linked ubiquitination
Cellular component (GO): nucleus
Molecular function (GO): ubiquitin protein ligase activity
Source: RefSeq, a predicted model, not a curated record
UUUUUUUUUUUUUUUAAUAAAAGAAAAAGAAAGCGAAGCAAGAAACAGCAACAGCUAUUAUUGCGUUGCUCAAUUUCCCCGAACCUUCCAUGUGCUGAGACCCCGAUUUCUCUCUGAUUCUUUCUGAUCUCAGUCUCAUCAGAAGAAAGCAAAUAUUCCUUUUUAAAAUCAAAAGAAAAACCCAGAAAAAGUAGACAUGAAGGUUGCCCACUUUCUUAACCAAUAUUAUUUUAAUGCCUAUCAAUAAUUUGAAUUAGAUCCACUGGUUCAAUUCAGUUUAUUUAAAGCAACUCCCGUCGCCACUGCAAGACUUGGGGCCACUCUUCUUCACCAUGCUUCAGACACCUUCUUCUUUGAACACAGGUGCGGAUUUAGACUGGUUUGGUUGAUUUUGUGGCCUGCAUUGUUGCGAAGGAAGGGAAAGAGGGUUUGCUUGGAUUAAAGUUGAGGUUUUUUGUUUCUGUCUUUUUCGAUUUUGUGGUUAAUAGAGUUGAGUUAAUGGGUGGGAGAAGUUCAAAGGAGGGGAGUUUUAGGCAGAAUUCAUCUUCUCGUUCUACUUCUUCAUCGUGGAGCUAUCCUCAAGUUCCAUCGCCAUAUGUUCAAUCACCAUAUGCUCAAGAAAGUCAAAGCUAUCCAGCACCCCAGCAAGCCUAUCCAGCACCAUCACAGCCUUACUAUCCCUCAUCGCAGGAUUAUGGUGGUGGUGCUCGGGCAACUCGUCCUACCUUGGAGAGGAAAUAUUCAAUAAUUUUUUGUAGUUACAAAUCCCUAGAGGAGGUGACUGAAGCUCUUGCACGUGCUGGUCUUGAGUCUUCCAAUCUUAUCGUCGGUAUUGAUUUCACAAAGAGCAAUGAGUGGACAGGAUCGAAGUCAUUCAACAGAAAAAGCUUGCAUCACAUUGGGAAUGUUCAAAAUCCCUAUGAGCAUGCCAUAUCCAUUAUUGGAAAAACCUUGGCUGCUUUUGAUGAGGAUAACCUCAUUCCCUGUUUCGGCUUUGGAGACGCGUCAACCCAUGAUCAAGAUGUCUUUAGUUUCUACUAUGAUAGAUAUUGCAAUGGAUUUGAGGAAGUAUUGACUCGCUACAGGGAAAUUGUUCCUCAGCUACGGCUUGCAGGACCAACUUCAUUUGCACCUGUGAUUGAACAGGCCAUGACUAUUGUCGAGGAGAGUGGUGGCCAGUACCAUGUCCUGUUGAUAAUUGCAGAUGGCCAGGUAACUAGAAGUGUAGAUACUGACCGUGGCAAGCUAAGUCCACAGGAGCAGAAGACAGUCGACGCCAUUGUUGCAGCAAGCAAGUUCCCUCUAUCAAUUGUACUAGUUGGUGUUGGAGAUGGGCCCUGGGACAUGAUGAAGGAAUUUGAUGACAAUAUUCCUGCUCGGGCAUUUGAUAAUUUCCAAUUUGUGAAUUUUACGGAAAUUAUGUCAAAGAACAUGCCACCAUCAAGAAAGGAGACCGAAUUUGCUCUAGCAGCCUUGAUGGAAAUUCCUUCACAGUACAAAGCAACAAUAGAGCUUAAUAUAUUGGGUGGUAGGAUCGGCGAUUCUCCCCAGAGGGUUCCUCUCCCCCCACCAUCUGUGUUACCAGCGUCAUCUUUCAGCAGCUCAAAACCUUCCCGUUCGACAAGUUAUAGUUCUCCAUCUUUCAACAGCUCAAAACCUUCCCAAUCUACCAGUUUUGAGCCAAGUGUUCCUCCUUAUUAUGAAGAUAGCACUUCCGUUGGUACAGCUCCACCUGCUCCCAGUUCUACCUAUGAUAAUCAGGUUUGCCCCAUUUGCCUUACGAAUCCAAAAGACAUGGCCUUUGGGUGUGGGCAUCAGACAUGUUGCGAAUGUGGACAGGACCUUCAAUCGUGCCCAAUAUGCCGAAGCGCAAUCCAGACGAGAAUAAAACUCUAUUAAGGACGACAUGCUUUGCCCAUAUUAGAUAUUCAUUGGUGUUGGCUGACAUUCUUUUUAUUUUUUGUUUUGGUUUCUUUUCCGAUCAGUACAUUCUUUCUUUGUAAUUGAAUGCUUAGUUGAUCAGGAUCUUAGGUUUGGCCGCAUUCAAUAUAUGAUGAUGUUCAUAAUCCAGAUGCGAGGAUGCUCUAGUGAGUGAGGCUUUUUGAAAAAAAUAUUAUUUUUGUUUGAAAAGAGAAAAUAAGAAAAGGAAAUGAAAUCUGUACAUUUUGUA